CCCCCUCCUCUCUUUUUUCCCACCAAAUAUCUUCUACUUGUGUGUUCACACAGAAGAACAAAAAUGGAUGGUUACACUGGUAUGAAGAGAAGUGCUUCUGAGUUGGCUCUACAAGAGUUUCUCACUAAGUGCUUGACUUCUUCUGUUGCUUUAUCCAGACAAGAAUCUGUUCUUGACACAAACCCUCUAGACCCUUCUUUUGAUCUCAUGAACCGGGAUUACACAUGUGAGUUAAGAGAUAGUCUUUUGAAGUCUGAGAGCUUGAUUCCAAGUGGAGUUUUUCUUGAUGCACAGUCCUCAAUCUGUGAGAAUCUGACAGCUGAUAGUCCAGUGUCAGCCAAUAAACCUGAGGCGAAAAGAGCGGUUCGCGGAACCGUGAGUGUAUAUACUGAUGAUCACUCUGAUGAAGAAGAUGCAGAGACAGAAGCUGGCCAAUCUGAUAUGACUAAUGAUCCCAAUGAUGUAAAACGUCUUAGAAGGAUGUAUUCAAACAGGAUAUCAGCAAGGCGUUCAAGGCAAAAGAAGCAAGAACAGUUGGCAGAUCUUGAAUCUCAAGUUGAUUCAUUGAAAGGAGUGAACUCAACACUAUACAAACAACUCAUAGAAGCAACACAACAGUUUCGUAGUGCUGGCACAAAUAACAGAGUUCUCAAAUCAGAUGUGGAAACCUUGAGAGUCAAGGUGAAACUAGCUGAAGAUUUGAUAGCUAGAGGCUCCUUCACUAGUAGCUUGAAUCAGCUUCUGCAAACUCAUCUAAGUCCACCACAACAUUCCAUCAAUGGUCUGCAAUACACAGGAAAUAAUAACUCACCAGCCAUUACAGUCCACAGUGACCAGUCUAUGUUCCCUGGAAUCAGCAUCUCUGGACAGAACUCGAGUCCUGGACUUGGUAAUGUAUCCAGCGAAGCUGUUAGCUGCGUCUCAGAUAUCUGGCAAUAAGUGUCUCUUUAUUCACUAUAUGUAAUGAUCACUCUGUCAAAUUUCAUGUAUGUGUUUCACUAUAGAACUAGGAACAUAUAAAUGAAAUUGAGGUGUUCGUUAGUUAAACUCCAGGCCCCUGUUAUAUACUCCAUCCGUAUCAUUAUAAUAUGAGUUGUUUUGGUUAAAAGAACGAG
Molecule: messenger RNA, 1115 nt
Organism: Eruca vesicaria subsp. sativa (arugula)
Lineage: Eukaryota; Viridiplantae; Streptophyta; Magnoliopsida; Brassicales; Brassicaceae
Source: the annotation of a GenBank genome assembly